AGUUCGAUAAAAAGCUUCACCCUCGACCUGAAUGAAACUUUAAAGCGUAGCUGGCAAGGCAAACUGGUUUCAGUUGCACUCAGACUUCUCCACGGGCCGGUCGAUCCAGAUAGUUUGAACACAUUUUUUACAGAAAUAAAAAUUAUCAUAGUUGGGGAAAAUGCUGCUAUUAUCUCUACUGCUGGCAGCCAUUGUGGCUGUGCAGGCCAAUUCUGUGGAGCAGGUAUUCAAAUCGCAUGAAGUUGUUCCCGACGUCAUUCCCCAAGCGCCAAACCAGUUUCUGGAGGUCAGCUACAGCAAUGGAUUAAAGGCCAAGGAGGGCGUGGAACUAACUCCCACGCAAGUGAAGGACCAACCCAAAGUCGAAUGGACUGCUGCCCCGUCCGACUACUAUACACUUAUUAUGACCGACCCAGAUGCACCCAGCCGUGCCGAACCCAAAUUUCGUGAAUUCAAACAUUGGGUGGUGGUCAACAUACCUGGCAAUGAUGUUAGUGCCGGUGAAGCUUUGGCCGAAUACGUGGGUUCUGGACCACCCAAGGACACUGGACUGCAUCGCUAUGUCUUCUUGCUUUACAAACAGCCCGGCAAACUGCAAUUCGACGAGGAAAGCGUGAGCAACCGCUCUAGACGCGAUCGUCCAAAAUUCAGCGCCGCCAAAUUCGCUGAAAAGUACCAUUUGGGCAAUCCAGUCGCCGGCAAUUUCUAUCAGGCUGAGUACGACGAUUAUGUGCACACACUUCACAGCCAGUUGUCGGAGUCUUAAAAGGAUGAAUAUUUGUGAGCGUUUGAAUUGAAUUUGUGCAUGAAUUUUAAUUAAACUAAAGUGAAUAGCGUUUGGUUUUAUUGA
Messenger RNA from Scaptodrosophila lebanonensis, 850 nucleotides. RefSeq names its product protein D3. The transcript is spliced from 3 exons. Lineage: Eukaryota; Metazoa; Arthropoda; Insecta; Diptera; Drosophilidae. The coding region runs from base 161 to 766 and encodes 201 amino acids. The record is from RefSeq and is a predicted model, not a curated record.